Messenger RNA from Puntigrus tetrazona (Sumatra barb), 523 nucleotides. Its product is annotated as scavenger receptor cysteine-rich domain-containing group B protein-like. Gene Ontology annotation, cellular component: membrane. Lineage: Eukaryota; Metazoa; Chordata; Actinopteri; Cypriniformes; Cyprinidae. The transcript has 2 exons. The annotation marks the transcript as partial. The record is from RefSeq and is a predicted model, not a curated record.
AGAGAGAGAGAGAGAGAGAGAGAGAGAACACAACUGUUUUUAACACUGACAAUAAUCACAGCCUCGAUGAGCAGCAGAGCUCUUUCAAAGAAAUGCAUUGCUCUUUCAGAGAAGCCGAGCAUCCGUCUGGUGAACGGCCUCAACGGCUGUCAGGGCCGAGUGGAGGUGCUCUACUUCACCGUCUGGGGCACGGUGUGCGACGAUGACUGGGACAUGGACAACGCUCUGGUGGUCUGCAGACAGAUGGGAUGCGGGGCGCCGAUCGCAGCCAAGUCUCUGGCUUACUUCGGCUACGGCUCCGGCCCCAUACUGCUGGACAACGUGGACUGCAGCGGCAGCGAGCAAAAGCUGUCCGACUGCUUCAACCUGGGCUGGGGUCAGCAUAACUGCGGCCAUUACGAGGACGCCGGGGUCAUCUGCGCACCGCCUUCGGACCUUAACGCAGCCGGAAGAGACUUUGGCUUCGGAAUCACCGAGAAACCUACAACUUCAAUAGCGACUACGACCACAACUCCAGCAGACG